AUGAGUAACAUCUUGCUUCAAUUUACAGAUCAUUCCAUUGAAUAUCAACCUUCAACGAAUAAGCCUUUAUAUGUCUUGUACCAUAUCAAAUGUUCUUAUAGGACCAAUAAUUCAACCACCGCUUUCUAUGCCUCGAGAGCAAACCAAGAGAGUUAUACAGUCAUUAAGAGGUAUUCCGAGUUAUUGGAAUUACAUAAAAAGAUUAUGAAACAGCUCGGAAAGAGAUCAUCAUCAUCAAGUAACAGUCCUAGAAAGGAAAAACAUGGCUCUUCACCAUCAGCAACCUUUCAAGAAGAAGGAAUUAAAUUUCCAGGAAAGUUAUUGUUUGGAAAUUUCAAGGAAGAAAAUAUUGCCAAAAGAAAAGAAGAAUUACAAAAGUAUUUUGAUUCAAUUACCUCAAAUCCAAUGAUAACACAGGAUCCAUUAUGUAGUCAAAUCAUUUACGCCUUUUUCAGAAGAAAUUUACAACGAGUGUCGCCAAAUGUUGUUUUUGGAGAAUACUAUGAAAAAAUUGUUGAAAAGGUUAAGAAAAUGGCAACACCGUUUGGUCCAAUCAGUGAACAUGAGAUGAAUGCAGUGAUGACUGUCACAAGUCAGGUCUCUAAAGGAUAUUCUGAUUCUGUGUUCCAAAAUAUUGAUCAAAUUAAGGGAUUGGAACAUUUACUUGGAAAUAGUUUGGAUAGUAUUCCGUCAAAGAGUGAUGAAGAUGAUUUGGACGAUUUAUAUCUAAUUGUUAAUAGCUCUCCCAAAGACACAUUUGAUGACGAGGAAAAGGGAAAGACAUCUAAUAAGAAUAGAAAAAGAGUGACACCAGAACCCAAGUCCAUGUGGUUCAACAUGCCAAUAGAAAACUCUAUCACUUGCUCGUCAUCAACUGAAUCUCUUAAUGGCUCAUCACCUAGAAAAACUCUCUUUUCAACUGUAGAGUCCAUACUGUCAAUGGACUGGAAUUCAGCUAUUGCUGAUUUGUGUCAGGUCAUGACCAAUUAUAACAAAGCUAUUCAGUAUCCAAGAAUGAUGAUGUACAAAGAAUGUUGCGAAAUUUAUGAAAAGCAAAGACAAGAAAGGGAGUUGGCUUUGAUACUAAUCUUUAACAAGAUGCAAAAGCUCUUCUCUCAAAAAAACCAAAAGUUACCAGAGCAAAGCAAAGCCUGUAAAAAUUGUCUGUCAGCCCUUGCUCAAAACUGUGUCGAUAUGACACUGACGUUUGAAGAAAUUUCAGAAAGCUUUGCACUCUUGAAAAAAUACUUUUCUGAACUAGCAAAUAAGAACCCAGCAACUCAAUGUAAAGAAUUUACCGACAAUUUGGAGAGUCUGAAAGAAAUUUUGCAAAUUCUACUCGAACAAGUGAAAAAAGGUCAACAAAAAAUCAUGACUUUGCGUCAAAUUUUGAAAACACUCUUUGUAGUGUUUGAUGACUUUUCUACACGAAAGUUGAGUGCAUUUUCACAAAGUCAAAACUCUCAAACUUCCAAUGCUUCGACCACUUCAGGCACUGCUAGUGCAGACCAUGAUGCGGAUGACCCUGCUGCUGUUUCAUCCGAAGAUUCCAACUCGUCUUACAAUGUGUUAUGCAGAGAAUAUAUUGAAACCUAUUUAUUACCGUUUGCUGCUUUGGGAUAUGUUUCUGAACUUUCAUUCAUGGUUCCGGAUGCACUCAAGUACUUUAUUAUUUACAAUUGUUCAUUGAGAGAAAAGAGAAUUCGACGAAUUUUAGCUCACAAUCAAAAAUCAGAUUCUGAUUCUAAUAGUCUCAUGGAUUCUCAAAUGAAACAAGCGAUGGAAAAGUUAUUUGCAGAGAAAAUUCCUCAAACCGACGAAACUCGAGAUGCCAUUGCACGAGCAUUUCAAUCUGAAUUACAAAGUUUAGGAAACUCUGAAAUUAUGGAUCCUGAAGUAUUAUUAUUCUGUAUUCCAGAGCCUCUACAUCGAACUUGUACAUUAUUUUCCAUGAGAUUUUUAAGUUGGGUGAAUCAACUUCCUGAAGUUGAAGGGUUUCAAUUUUGUAAACUCAUGCAUUUGCAAUAUUCACGGACCACACAACAAGAAGCAGAACAAUGGAAUCAUAUGGUUAACAUGUGUAGAAAAACACUGGAUAUUUUAGAACAAGCCACAACGUGCUUUGUUGAACAUUCACAAGAGCACAAUAUCACAACAGAUUUGAAAAUUUCAAUCACCUACGAAACGAAAUCGAGAUUGGAUUUAAUUUCGAAACAGUUUUCAGGUUAUGCAGAAAGAUUGCACUAUUACAAUAGUGAAUCAAAAAGAUUUCGAUUAUUAUAA
Naegleria lovaniensis is the source of this 2283-nucleotide messenger RNA. RefSeq lists its product as uncharacterized. The coding region runs from base 1 to 2283 and encodes 760 amino acids. Gene Ontology annotation, molecular function: phosphatidylinositol binding. The transcript is spliced from 2 exons. The record is from RefSeq and is a predicted model, not a curated record. Lineage: Eukaryota; Heterolobosea; Eutetramitea; Acrasida; Naegleriidae.